UGCUUGCUGUACUUUAGCAUUAACGCGCAAACCAUAGCUACCUUGAGCAACCUGCAACCUUAACAAACAUCAACUUCUUUAUCGCCAUCAACAGAUUAACUCAUACUUACCACUUACGAUCGUCGUCUACCAUAAAUUCGGCUCCAUUACUCAAAUACAACUUCCAAAAGAAAGAUUUCGCACAUUUGCCAAACGGCAGCCAAUCCGACAAGAUGGUUCUCGAAGCAGUAAUGGUUGUGGUGGAUAACAGUGAAAGCAGUCGAAAUGGAGAUUAUACACCAACACGUUAUGAAGCGCAAUCAGAUGCCGUUUCUUGGAUUUUUUCUACCAUCACUCAAGCCAAUCCAGAAUCUUCAGUUGGUUUAAUGUCCAUGGGGGGUAAAGGACCAGAGGUUCUUGUUACCUUAACAACUGAUCAUGGAAAGAUCUUGGAUGGAUUACAUCGUACUAAGACUAAGAUUCGUGGAUCUAGUCACUUAGCUACUGGUAUUCAAAUCGCUGGUUUGGCACUCAAACACCGACAAAACAAAUCCCAACGUCAACGCAUAAUUGUUUUUACUUGCUCUCCAAUCGCAGAAGACGAAAAAUCACUUGUCAAGCUCGCCAAAAAGAUGAAGAAAAAUAACGUUUCGAUCGAUUUCGUUGUAUUCGGAGAACUUGAUGAUGAUGUCACCAAAAAAUUGACAGCCUUCAAUGAGAAUGUCAAGGGAGGUGAUGGAUCACAUUUGGCCAUCAUUCCACCAGGACCUCAGCUUCUUAGUGAUCAGUUAAUGACUUCACCAAUUCUAAAUGGGGAUGGAGCUACAGGAGGAGUUGGUAUGGGUGGAGCCGAAACAAGUGGUGAUGCAGGCGCAUUUGAAUUUGGUAUCGAUCCAAGCGUAGACCCAGAGUUGGCAUUAGCAUUGAGAAUGAGUAUGGAGGAUGAGAAAGCUCGGGUUGAGAAAAACGAGAAGGAUCGACUAGAGAAGGAAGCAGCGGAGCAGUCUGCAUUAGGAGAGAUUAAGGAAGAGGAUGAGGCAUCUGCACCUCUAUUGAAUAAGGACGGAGAAGCUAGUGGGAGUGGAGACAAGAAAGACGAUGAUAAAAUGGAUACGGCUUAGAUGAGGAGUUGAAGUAUAUGGCGGGGAAAUGAAUUGAUGGAUUGCUAAUUGAAUGAAUGGUUGGGGCUGCAUGGCAAACUGGCGUUUGGUAUGUACCAAUAGAUAUCAUAUACAAUGGUAUUUGGCUCUUCUGCCAACAAAUUACUUCUAGUUUGUAUACUCCUUGACUCCUUUGAAGUUUGGCCUGUGAAAUAUCGGCGCGUAUGCUCAAUAUAAUGCUUAAGUCCCAACAAGUUCCUUCUAUGCCCGAAAUUAUGUCCACAUUUCCCUUCGCAUUCUUAGUCCUAAUGUGAGAGAUCUGAUCAGGUACUCCUGUAUCCUGUAUCAGAUCCAGAGACAUUCCCCGCUUCUUCAAUAAGUGGGAAUACAACCUCUGAGCCCACGAUACCACCUCGCUUUUCCCCAAGUCCGUUGGCUCUCCACGUGAAUCCAUCGAUCCAUCGAUCCAUCUGCCCAUAACCCCCUUCCAAAUUACCUCAUGU
Molecule: messenger RNA, 1582 nt
Organism: Botrytis deweyae
Lineage: Eukaryota; Fungi; Ascomycota; Leotiomycetes; Helotiales; Sclerotiniaceae
Exons: 2
Coding region: 213-1100 (295 amino acids)
Biological process (GO): proteasome-mediated ubiquitin-dependent protein catabolic process
Cellular component (GO): nucleus; proteasome regulatory particle, base subcomplex; cytosol
Molecular function (GO): polyubiquitin modification-dependent protein binding
Source: RefSeq, a predicted model, not a curated record